Molecule: messenger RNA, 1083 nt
Organism: Limulus polyphemus (Atlantic horseshoe crab)
Lineage: Eukaryota; Metazoa; Arthropoda; Merostomata; Xiphosura; Limulidae
Product: neuropeptide F receptor-like
Exons: 1
Coding region: 1-1083 (360 amino acids)
Biological process (GO): G protein-coupled receptor signaling pathway
Cellular component (GO): membrane
Molecular function (GO): neuropeptide Y receptor activity
Source: RefSeq, a predicted model, not a curated record
AUGGAUGCCUUUAUCAACCUUACGUUAGAAGAACAAAACGUUACGUUUUUCAUGUAUGAAACAGACGCUAACUCUACCAAUAAUAUUAGUGAAAUCCAACUUAUAGCGAAACUUCAACGGUUUGUCAGUAACCGAGCUGUGGACUAUCCGUCACUUAUUGGACUUCUUGUGGCCUACGUGGUGCUAAUCAUCACGGGGGCCACGGGAAACGGUUUGGUCUGUAUGGCAGUGGCCAGAAAACCGCAGAUGAGGAGCGCCAGGAACGUCUUCAUAAUCAACCUGGCUAUAUCUGACCUUAUUCUGUGUCUCUUUACAAUGCCAUUCUCGUUAAUUGAGAUAGUUCUAAAGUUCUGGCCGCUCGGCUUGCUCACGUGCAAACUGGUGGCCGCUCUGCAGGCCACCAGUAUUUUUGUUUCCACCAUUAGCAUAACGGCCAUUGCCCUUGAUCGCUACAAGGUCAUUGUAUAUCCGACUCAACAGAGCUGUACGCCUAUCCAUGCCGUCUCAACUCUGACCUCCAUCUGGGUCAUCGCCUUAUUUUUGUCCUCCCCUCUCUUCAUCUUUCGCACUGUGGAUCACGUCCACGUGGGGUUGCCGUGGCUGGAUUCAGUGGACUACUGUUUGGAGCGUUGGCCAAUGAAGAAUGGACGCUUCGUCUACUCCGUGUUCUCCAUGGUUUUCCAGUACGCCCUGCCGAUUUUGAUUGUUACAAUAGCUUACGCUCGGAUUUGCCGCAAGUUGAGACAGAGGAUCGUGAACCGGAGCUCCACGCUGGAAACGAAGCAACAGCGUGACAAACAGCGAAUGAAGAAAACUAACGUCUUACUUAUUUCCAUCGCCCUAAUCUUCGGCAUCAGCUGGCUCCCGUUGAACAUCCUGAACGUUGUAACCGACUUCUACUAUCCUUUCCAGGACGAUUCCGUCUUCCGGAUCGUAUUCGCCUGUUGUCACAUGGCCGGAAUGAGUUCAGCCUGUUCGAACCCCUUACUCUACGGAUGGUUGAACGAUAACUUCCGUAAGGAAUUCAACGAGAUAUUUUCCAGUACGUGCAGCUGCUCCAAAACCCAAUCAAACUCCAAAUAA